Messenger RNA from Dermacentor silvarum, 2987 nucleotides. RefSeq names its product serine/arginine repetitive matrix protein 1-like. The transcript is spliced from 22 exons. Lineage: Eukaryota; Metazoa; Arthropoda; Arachnida; Ixodida; Ixodidae. The coding region runs from base 519 to 2987 and encodes 822 amino acids. The record is from RefSeq and is a predicted model, not a curated record.
UUAAACGUCCCGCGAUCAAGGAUUCCACUGAGACUACCGUGCCGCUCCUUGCCAUCGAAGUCUCGUCUCGCUGCCGUUGGUUCGCUCCCGGGCCUCCUCUUCGUCCGUCUUCUGUGGCCAGUCCGUCGUUCGUAGUCCGUGGCCAGUCGGAAGAGGAGUAGCUGCUAAAUCCUGGUCACGGCUUCGAAGUAGCGAAACUACAGCGAAUCGACGUCGCAGACCAGAAGACUAGUCGGGAGCCAGGGCUAGGAAGAUCCAGCCAUCCAAGAGGUGACGUACACCUUCCACAAGCGCUUCGACCAAAGUGGACGGAAGCAUCAACCGUCCAGCACUCGGGUGUGGCACACCGCUGGUGCGGGACGUGGCGUGGAGGCCUUGGCCAGCAGUAGGCGCCCGUCUGGGCCCCGCCUCCGCCGCCCAGCCAGCUGGCAUUCACAAAUUCAAUCAACUUCUCGUAGGUUCUCGGGAGUUCCGAGACCAGCGAGAAAGCCUCUCAUCGACCAAGACAGGCAGGCACCAUGCAGUCGGGCGCCGUGCGCCCGAAGACGAGGAGCCAAGGACCCCAAGUCCGAUCGGAGAGGAGCACGGCAGCCUCCGCAGCUGCGACGCCGCAGGAAAACGAGAGCCCCUUCGAGCCCCGCACACCUGAGCGUCCGCGGCCGACAAGCAGCAGACGCGGCGCCUCGAUAGUCUCUUUCCAGGAUUGCCAGGGCGGACGGCGAUCGGAGAGGAGCACGGCAGCCUCCGCAGCUGCGACGCCGCAGCAGGAGGAGAGCGGCCGCCAGCACCACAAGCCUAGAAAUCCGCGACGCAGAAGUACAGGACGAGCAGCGUCGAUCAUCGCUGUCGAAGACUUCCAGGGCGGACGGCGAUGGGAGGACAAUGCGGCAGCCUCCGCAGCUGCGACGCAGCAACAGGACGAGAGCAGCUUGGAGCCUCCCACGCCUGAGCGUCCGCGGCCGACAAGGACCCGACGCGGCCCUUCGAUGGUGGCUUUCGAGGUUUGCCAGGGUGGACGGCGAUGGGAGGACAAUGCGGCAGCCUCCGCAGCUGCGACGCAGCAACAGGACGAGAGCAGCUUGGAGCCUCCCACGCCUGAGCGUCCGCGGCCGACAAGGACCCGACGCGGCCCUUCGAUGGUGGCUUUCGAGGUUUGCCAGGGUGGACGGCGAUGGGAGGACAAUGCGGCAGCCUCCGCAGCUGCGACGCAGCAACAGGACGAGAGCAGCUUGGAGCCUCCCACGCCUGAGCGUCCGCGGCCGACAAGGACCCGACGCGGCCCUUCGAUGGUGGCUUUCGAGGUUUGCCAGGGUGGACGGCGAUGGGAGGACAAUGCGGCAGCCUCCGCAGCUGCGACGCAGCAACAGGACGAGAGCAGCUUGGAGCCUCCCACGCCUGAGCGUCCGCGGCCGACAAGGACCCGACGCGGCCCUUCGAUGGUGGCUUUCGAGGUUUGCCAGGGUGGACGGCGAUCGGAGGACAAUGCGGCAGCCUCCGCAGCUGCGACGCAGCAACAGGACGAGAGCAGCUUGGAGCCUCCCACGCCUGAGCGUCCGCGGCCGACAAGGACCCGACGCGGCCCUUCGAUGGUGGCUUUCGAGGUUUGCCAGGGUGGACGGCGCUCCGAGCGAGCAGCAGCAGCCGCCGCAGCGGCUUCUAGCACACCGGGGCCAGAAGACGGCCGCUACGAGCCGCAGAAUCCCCUCCAUCAGCGCGGCCGCCGAACUACACCAGGCGCGUCCGGCGUCCUCUUGGAUGUUCCUCAAGCUGGCCGGUAUUCGUCAAGCCUCGUCAAGGAGCACAUGGAGACUUUGAAGAGGCUGCGCUCGCUGUUUAUGCUUCUCCACCUACCUUUGGAGGACCUCUCGGCAGUCGAGCCCGACGUUAGUAUCAUGGCGUAUCACGUGAGGGAGCUCGAAGACUUCCUUUCGACGCACGAGGAAGUGAUCAAGCUUGUCGAGGAGCACGACGAGCUGGUCACUACGCUGGAACAACGCUUGUCUGAUUCAACGAGGCUAAGCAACCGAGGCGGAAACCUGCUUGCGGAGGAGAGAGAGAGAAACCAGGUGGCGUGGAUCAGGAAGCAGGUUGCAGAUUAUAUCAGCGGAUACGAAGGCCCGCGGUCAAGGCUGUUCAUGCGGUGGGAAGCUGGUGUGACCAGUCAUCUCGCCACAAGCGCGAUGAAAACGGACCCGCCAAGGAGGCGAGAGCGCUCGGAGCGCCAAGCGGCGGGCGGCAGCGCUGCGGUCCAGCUGCCGGGGCCGGCAGAGGGAGCCCAUGACCGGGAGUCCCCGAUGCGGCAGAGGCGACGCCGCGGAACACGCGGGGCUUCCGGCGUCUCAUCGAAUGGGCCCAACGCUGGCCGGCGCUCGGAGCGCUCAGCGGCAGGCGGAAGCGCUGCAGCCCAGCUGCCGGGGCCGGCAGAGGGAGCCCAUGACCGGGAGUCCCCAAUGCGGCAAACAAGACGCCGUGGAGCGCGCGGGACUUCCGGCGUCUCAUCGAAUGGGCCCAACGCUGGCCGGCGCUCGGAGCGCUCAGCGGCAGGCGGAAGCGCUGCAGCCCAGCUGCCGGGGCCGGCAGAGGGGGCCCAUGACCGGGAGACCCCGAUGCGGCAAACGCGACGCCGCGGGACUUCCGGCGUCUCAUCGAAUGGGCCCAACGCUGGCCGGCGCUCGAAGCGCUCAGUGGCAGGCAGAAGCGCUGCUGCCCAGCUGCCGGGGUCGGCGGAGGGCGCCGAUGACCGCGAGUCCCCGAUGCGGCAGACUGUACGCCGCGGAGCGCGCGGGACUUCCCGCGUCUCAUCAAAUGGGCCCAACGCUGGCCGGCGCUCGGAGCGCCAAGCGGCACGCGGCAGCGCUGCGGCCAAGCUGCCGGUGCCGGCAGAGGGCGCCCACGACCGGGAGUCCCCGAUGCGGCAGUCACGACGCCGCGGAGCGCGCGGGGCUUCCGGCGUCUUAUCAAAUGCGCCCAACGCUGGCCGGGAAUAA